Molecule: messenger RNA, 2115 nt
Organism: Fusarium coffeatum
Lineage: Eukaryota; Fungi; Ascomycota; Sordariomycetes; Hypocreales; Nectriaceae
Exons: 5
Coding region: 1-2115 (704 amino acids)
Source: RefSeq, a predicted model, not a curated record
AUGCCAUCUCGGCAAGUCUCUCGUUUGAGCCAUUAUGGCUCCCCAGAAGCCACAGCCGUUACGGCCUCCGAGUCAGAAGCCGACCUUGGCAGCCCAGGCGUCGUCGGCUAUUCAGCUGGCGAGGCUACCCGGAUCGGUCCGGAAAGCUGGAUACGUCCCCGCUUGCGAACCCUGUCGGAAGCUGCGCUUUCCGAGUUGAUAGCCACGUUGCCGUAUUUUGACGCGUUGGGGUUGUUUGAGAUGUUUCGAAAGAUGCCAAGAAACAAAUUUGCAUCCUCUUCAAAUGCUGAUACACCAGAGUCCUCGGAUUCAUCCUCUUCAAAAUCACCGCCUUCGUGGACACCGCUUCCUGCGCAGCCGCCUUCGCCGGUGCGGUACAAUCUCGUGGGGAGUCUUUUGCCGCCUGCGUCGAAUCCGAUGGAGCAGGAGCUUAUGGUUCGGCAUCCGAUUGCGUAUCCUAUCUUGAUGCCGAUUGCUGUUAAGUCUUUGCCUCUGGAGAUGCUUCUGACUCCACGGAAACCUGAGAUGCUGGGAGGUCGACUUCAGCUAAAUGAUGUGAAUUCGCCAGAAUCGGCCGAGGCGCUUCCCACGAACAGUAACGACGAUGAGGGACUUGAUGGCUGGUGUAAAAACCUGUCGCAUCUGUCCCGAUCACACAUUAAUCUUCUUCAUCAAGUCGACAUAACAUGCUGGACAGAAUUGCCGAUCCCUAACGACGUUGCAAUCCGGGUGAUUGCACUUUAUCUCAACAACGACUAUCCAGUCUUUCCACUCUUUAACGCUGAUUUAUAUCUCAAAGACUUUUCUCAGAAUCGACCGUACUUUUGUUCUCGAUUGCUGGUUUCGGCUCUUUUAGGAUGGGCCUGUCAAGCUUACACGUCCUUACACCCCAAAGCAGCAUCCUGGAGCUCGCUCUUCUUUCUUGAGGCCCAGGCUCAAUGGAACCAACUGGGCUACCAUGAGUCUGUCACUUUGUCAAACAUAUCUGCACUACAGCUUCUAUGCAUGACGGCCGUGACGCAUGGACAGGAUGAACUGGCGUUGAUGUUUCUGAAAAAAGGUCUCGAGCUGGCGAGGAUAAUGGGUCUGUUGAAUGUCGAUCCACAAUCUCAGUCUGCCUCAGCCUGGCUUCAGGGCUAUCCGGAUUGGCAGAAGGCGGCUUCGUAUACGGCAUGGGGCAUUUUCAAUUGGGCCUCUCUAUUUGCGCUACACUAUCAUCAAAUCGAAGUCGAAACUCCACCCAGGCUGAUGAUGCCUGGCGAUAUCGACCUUGCCCUUGCUGGUCAGGAGGGUGUUGCAACCACACUACCAGAGGACGUCAAGGGCUUUCGUGCCAUGUGCAAACUGUGGACAAUAUUUGUCCCCGUAGCCAGGAUUUACUACGGCCCCGACCUAGAAAACUUCUUAAAUCAGACCGCAGCUCUCGAAUAUGUCGAAGGUACAUACCGCCAACUACUUGCUUGGGCAGAUGGGUUGCCCCUUCAACUGGUCCGACAGCCAGGUAGCAGCCAUGCUGUUUAUCUCAUGCAUGUUUUCUUUCACGCCAUAGUUACAGAUCUUUUCAGACCCUUCUUACGUUGCCCAGACCUCUCGUCCACUCCACUGCAAACAUUCGCUGCAGACCGCGCAAAUCCUUGGGCGGUGUACCACGUAUCAAUCCGUCAAAUGAAGCGCCUCCUACUGUCAUACCGCCUUGAAUUCCAACUCGAAGCUCUUUCUGUUAUCUGGCACACUGGUGUGAUAUAUGUCGCCAAUGCAACCAUACGAACAGACUACCACAACAAAGACGAGAUGCAGUUUUUCGUGAACCUCUGCGUAGCGGGUCUUGAAGAACUGUUCAUGUCGUACAAGGUCUUCGGCUUCAUAACUAAGGGUUUCAUGCGAAUGGCGAUUCGGCAGGGCAGCAUAGAGCAGACUCAAGUACGUCGUGUGAAGAGACGGCUGAAAGAUACUGAGCAACGAUUCGUGACUGAUGAUCGGAGUACGGAUGAGAUAAUGGCCAGGUGGAUGGUUGAUUUAGACCUAGCGGUGACGGAUUCCGUUGGGGCGCAGGGCGGUAGACUUGCAAAUGAGCUUGAUCGGAUGAGUGAGAUUGCUUCUGAUGAGGGCGAGUAG